Messenger RNA from Cucurbita moschata (crookneck pumpkin), 933 nucleotides. Its product is annotated as phylloplanin-like. The transcript has 5 exons. The record is from RefSeq and is a predicted model, not a curated record. Bases 64 to 783 code for a protein of 239 amino acids. Lineage: Eukaryota; Viridiplantae; Streptophyta; Magnoliopsida; Cucurbitales; Cucurbitaceae.
AGUCAGUUCCCGUUGCUUCAGCUCUGACGGAGUGCAUAUCGUAAUCGUUGCUCUGUCAGAGAAAUGAUCGUUAUCUGGCCAGAGAGGGUCAAGAAGAUACCAGGCCGCGCCUUGGAGAUGGCGCCAGUAGAGCUACAGUCAUUGAAGAAGCAUAAGCUUCAAAAUCUCUCAAAAGAGCCCUGGACUUCUUCUCUCCGGCUCACGGCCAUGUCGCUCCUCCUGAUCAUGAGAGUGACAUUGAAGACCUUCAGAAACUUUACCAACAUUGCAACCUUUUUCAAUCAAUGGUUCUCUCGUGGUGAGCAUUACAAAGUUUUGCAUCGGCUUCAGCUGACAACAUCAAGAAAUUUAAUCUCUCCAAAGGGGGGAGUUUGUGCACAAUAUGAUUUCGAUUUGAUCCGAACUCUUCUUGGUCUCACCCACAUCCAAGGAACUCUCUAUUGUACUCUCAACGGCAACAUGAUCUACGGACUUUUGACCCCAACUUUUCCGAAUGCGGCGGUGGAAAUGCACUGCGGAGCCGGCGGAACUGUGAUUUCGUCCGUCAAAUCCGAUGCGACCGGCAGGUUCUCAAUGCUUCUCGAUGCGCCUCAACUGCUACUCUCCUUUUUACUAAACAAUUGCAGUCUUGUCGUCACGACGCCGCUCGUCAAUUGCAACGGCGCCAUGCCGUCGUUUGGCGCCCUCGCCUCGCCGCUGCAACUCAUCGGAAAUACGUUUCUUGGACUCUUCAAUAUCACCAAUAUCAUUCCGGUAGGGUUUCGAUUCCUUCCGAUUCUUUAAUAUUCAAGAAAAAUGUUCACCAUUGUUGAUGUAGCUAACUAAAUAAACGGAGUCCUUAACUUGUUGCGCUGUAAUGAUGUAUGUGAUGACCGAGUACUAAAUCUCUACUUGGCUAAUUUUUAGGUGCUUUGGUUUGUUUGUAUAUAUAUA